Molecule: messenger RNA, 354 nt
Organism: Ilex paraguariensis (yerba mate)
Lineage: Eukaryota; Viridiplantae; Streptophyta; Magnoliopsida; Aquifoliales; Aquifoliaceae
Source: the annotation of a GenBank genome assembly
AUGGAAACGCUUCCAUUCUAUAACUCUGUUUUCAAUCUAUACUUGACAGGGAGAGAGCGCAGUGACUUGAUGGAGGGACAAUGCAUAGACAUCACUGUAUUAGACCUUGAUUAUAUGAUAUACCAUCAUCUGAAUUUGUGCUUGGAGCCAGGGGGACUUUUCCGUCUAAGAAGUGCAAAAGAUGUGGUGAGAAGGAAGCAACUCUCCCCUGAUAAUCCCUUGAAAGCUGGAGAUACACUUGGGUUUCGAUACGAAAGUGAUAGCAGAAUGUUGGUGUUCAAAGUUUUGAAUAGAUAGAAGGUGCAGUGCAGCAAGCACGAAUGCAACAAACAAGAAUAAAGUGAGAUAUACGUG